This is a messenger RNA of Kwoniella shivajii, 1023 nucleotides long. RefSeq lists its product as uncharacterized. Lineage: Eukaryota; Fungi; Basidiomycota; Tremellomycetes; Tremellales; Cryptococcaceae. The record is from RefSeq and is a predicted model, not a curated record. The transcript has 2 exons. The coding region runs from base 1 to 1023 and encodes 340 amino acids.
AUGAGUUGGAAGGCGGCUGGGCAGCUGGUAUCUGGUCCACCGUCCUCAUCACUCCCUUCGAUAUCCUCGAUACCUGUAGGACAACGACUUCGACCGAAUCAAUCCGGAUUGAAUGCAUUUCAACGUGAAUCGUUAUUGAGCAUCUACGGUCCUGAUAAAGACGCGUUAUCUCGAGAGGAGAAGAAUAGGAAGUCUGAUUGGGAUGUAGUGAGGGAACAUCAUAGAUUCAUAAGGGACGAUGAAGAUCCUAGGAAUGUCUCUUGGGAAGAGAGAGUAGCGAGAGCGUAUGAAAGCAAACUGUUCAAGGAGUUCGCAUUAAUCGAUCUCAAGCAUUACAAAUCUCAUUCAUUCGCCCUCCGAUGGCGUACAGCAGAAGAAGUGAUUAACGGUAUUGGAGAAUCUACAUGCGCUUCGCUUCGGUGUAAAUAUCACAAAUCUCCGUCUGACACCAAUCGUUCAAUUGAUCCUAGUCAAUUACGAUUCAAAGAUCCAGAUUCAAGUUCGAUAUAUACCAACACCACCACAAAUGCAAGGGCUUACAACAGACAAUCAGAAGAGAUAGAAAUACAGAUGCCUGAAAUGAGAAGUUUCGAAUUGCCUUUCGUAUAUGCCGAAGGCGGCGAGAGGAAGGAGGCUUUAGUCAAAGUCAGAUUGUGUGGGAAAUGUCAAGGAAAGCUCAUGUGGAAACCGUCUAAGAAGGAAAAUGACAAGGACAAGGAGAAAGGAAAUGGAAACGGAACGCGGGGACCUAGACAUAGAGACAGUGAUACAGAUACGGACAGGGAAGACCGACGUGGCAAGAGGGGAUCAAAAGAGAAAAGCCCAAGCAGAGAUGUGGAAAGAAGAAGACGAAGGAAGGACAGAUCUACUGCGUCCCCGGAUGAUAGCGAAUACGUUUCAUCAAGGAGACAUACAGAUACUCGAGAAAAAAAUCAUGGGAAUAAAAGAAAGGGCACAUAUCGCUCUCGUUCACGUUCACCCUCACGAAAACAUCACGACCAUUCGCGGGAUCGAUCGAACUAA